Molecule: messenger RNA, 1377 nt
Organism: Rangifer tarandus platyrhynchus (Svalbard reindeer)
Lineage: Eukaryota; Metazoa; Chordata; Mammalia; Artiodactyla; Cervidae
Source: the annotation of a GenBank genome assembly
AUGGAUUCCUUCAAGGUGGUGCUGGAGGGGCCAGCACCUUGGGGCUUCCGGCUGCAGGGGGGCAAGGACUUCAAUGUACCUCUCUCCAUCUCCCGGCUCACCCCUGGGGGUAAAGCUGCACAGGCCGGCGUGGCCGUGGGUGACUGGGUGCUGAGUAUUGAUGGCGAGAACGCGGGGGGCCUCACACACAUCGAAGCCCAGAACAAGAUCCGUGCCUGCGGGGAGCGCCUUAGCCUCAGCCUCAGCAGGGCUCAGCCGGCUCAGAGCAAACAGCAGAAGGCCCUGGCCCCCGCCGCGGACCCCCCGCGGUACACCUUUGCACCCAGCGCCUCCCUCAACAAGACGGCCCGGCCUUUCGGGGCGAACCCGCCCGCAGACAGCACCCCGCAGCAGAAUGGACAGCCGCUCCGACCGCUGGUCCCAGAUGCCAGCAAGCAGCGGCUGAUGGAGGACACAGAGGACUGGCGGCCGAGGCCUGGGACAGGCCAGUCCCGUUCCUUCCGCAUCCUCGCCCACCUCACGGGCACCGAGUUCAUGCAAGACCCGGAUGAGGAGCACCUGAAGAAAUCAAGCCAGGUGCCCAGGAUGGAAGCCCCAACCCCAGCCUCAGCUACACCCCAGGAACCCUGGCCUGGCCCUACCACCCCCAGUCCCACGAGCCGCCCACCCUGGGCUGUGGACCCUGCAUUUGCUGAGCGCUAUGCCCCGGACAAGACCAGCACGGUGCUGACCCGACACACGCAGCCAGCCACACCCACGCCUAUGCAGAACCGCACCUCCAUCGUGCAGGCCGCCGCUGGAGGGGGCCAUGGCGGGGGCGGUGGCAGCGACGGCAAGACUCCUGUGUGCCACCAGUGCCACAGGGUCAUCCGGGGCCGCUACCUGGUGGCGCUGGGCCAUGCGUACCACCCUGAGGAGUUUGUGUGCAGCCAGUGUGGGAAGGUUCUGGAAGAGGGUGGCUUCUUCGAGGAGAAGGGGGCCAUCUUCUGCCCACCCUGCUACGAUGUGCGCUAUGCACCCAGUUGUGCCAAGUGCAAGAAGAAGAUCACCGGCGAGAUCAUGCAUGCCCUGAAGAUGACCUGGCACGUGCAGUGCUUCACCUGCGCGGCCUGCAAGACACCCAUUCGGAACAGGGCCUUCUAUAUGGAGGAAGGGGCUCCCUACUGCGAGCGAGACUAUGAGAAGAUGUUUGGCACAAAAUGCCGAGGCUGUGACUUCAAGAUUGAUGCUGGGGACCGCUUCCUGGAGGCGCUGGGCUUCAGCUGGCAUGAUACGUGCUUCGUGUGCGCAAUAUGUCAGAUCAACCUGGAAGGAAAGACUUUCUACUCCAAGAAGGACAAGCCCCUUUGCAAGAGCCACGCCUUCUCCCAUGUGUGA